AUGCAACUGAGAAAAAGUGUCACGGUGCCGACUCGUUUUGAAGAUGAAGUGCACGUCGCACCUCAAAAUCGCAAUGGAACCAAGCCAGCUUAUCCCAUGUUGCUCAAAGCCCAGAUUGUCCCUUUCAAUCCAAACAAUCCUCCAGCAGCCUUUCCUUCGCUUCCGCUGACCUCUAUCAAUACGUCUGCUGCGGGGAAUUCAGACGAAUCUAAAGAGUUGGUGAACGUUCAGGAAACGCUGAAUUCACUUUCAAGUGAGGGCCCCCGUAUCAGCUUGGCUGGCAGCAGUCCAGUUCAAAACAACAGUCCCCGAGCAGAGUGGCGAACAAUUGAACCCAUUACAACGCAGAAUAAUACCAGAAUACCCGUCCGACCCGUGGUGGAUGAGCCAAUUGCUGCAGAGACCGAUUGCAACCCCACAUGGGACGUGCUUCCGCUUUCUUUGCAGUGCCACAUCUACAAAGCCGUCUCAGCGAACUAUCCUUCGAAAUUAGUGCCGCAGCUUCUGGGACUGACGGAGCAGGAAGCGAGCCAAAUUCAGAGAGCUGUGGGCAUGCGGGCAUUACAUCCAGCUUCGGUUGCAGAAAUAUGGAACUACUGUGCUCAUGCUAGCGUCGAACUUUCUGAAGCUCAGCAACCACCCUUGUCUAUCGAUGCGGAUGUAUUCAAUGAAUAUGUCGACUACAUGGUCUUCGCGAGCAACUAUGAGUUAGCCUUUGAGUCCGAGGUCCGCGUGGCAAAAGACUUCUUGUCAAGUCGUGGUAUUGCGAGAGAAUUGCUCGGAACUUGGCUGCCAGAUCCUUUAGAUGCACAGUUUGGCGGACUCUUCAGACAUGUCCCGGGCACAACGGCCAGACCGGGCCCGUCGAACGAUCAUCUCCAUAUCGAUUCGGGAUAUUCGUCCUUCUCAGAACCUGACCAAACCCAUGAAGCACAGCGCAGUGAAAAACGCUUAAGGCCUAGGCACGAUUUGAAUAACAAGAAGAAGGCGGCCGGAAAGCGAAGCACAAUGCCCACGACUCCGGUCCAUCCGAUAUAUUCGAUUAAACCACGCCCGACAUCAGAUCGUCCAUUACUCCACUUGGAUCCAAAUUUGGUCGUGAGAAUCUCGCCCCAUCCCCUCUCUACCGUCACAAAGCCUGGUGAAUUAUCGAGUUCAUCUGGAGCAUCAUUGUUUAACGCCCGAGAUCUCAAUGAGAAAACCCGAACAGGCGUCGCUCGAGCCGGUUCAUAUUCAAUCACAGCGAUCUUCGAUAGUGCCACUUCUCCACACGUCCAACAUGGCCAAUUCGAAGUACAAGAUGAAUCUCUGGAAAAUGCGGUUAGUCCGCGUGCUAGCUGCAGCUCCAGAGGCAUAUUGGCCAAACUACUUUCAAGGGCGAAAGAGCGCUCUCGGGAUUUGCAGAGUGCUGACGCUUCUCAGCAGCUUACCACAAAGUAUUCGGAAGCACAUCCGCCGUUUGGGAUUCUACCAGAUCCUCAGCGUCUGAUUCUCAAGAUACAGAACAAGGACGGAUUGGCCAGGAUCUUGAGAAAGAAUCCGCAACCUAUGAGUUCGACACAACAAAUGUCCGCUCCAAACCCCGGAAAUACGACGGCAGUGUCUCUCAACGGGUUUGCGAAUCCUGAGCGUUCAUCAGUCAUCUCUAGGUCAUUCGGUACCAACAUAUCUGGAUUCGGCCUGGGACCCACGGUGAAGGAUGUGGAACGACCGCUGCAUAGUGGCACACUCGGCGCCACCUUCACGAGGCCUGCAAUCCGUCCUCCAGCCAAACCGCAACCACAUCCUGGCUGUUCAGCGCCUGUGGCAUCUGACAGCUCAAAGCGAAAGGCUUCCCAGUCAGAUAUCCGCCCAGAUAUAAGCAAGGUUCAACGAAUGCUAAUCGAAGCAGCACCCGUGACUCCUUCAAAAGGUACUUGGCAAGGGAAGAAUUAUGAUAUCGACCAACUUCAUACCGAAGCAGAAAGAUGUCGCGACCUUACCAAGGCGCAUCUGGUGCCUUCAGAUGAGACCGACUCUCACACUGAAUCACAGCACAUAAUCUCCAGCAUUGAAUCGGCAGAAACAAUCACAAGAACCACUGAGGGCGCUGUGCCUCUAGAGAUUGUGAAGCCAAGGUCUCCGCUUUCGCCAUCAUAUUCUCCGAUUUCUGAAAAUGAAGAUCUGGAAGAGCUCCAGGCACGACUCCGCGGACCGAUGAAGGAUGGAAUGAGGGGCAAGGUUCAAUGGGACAACGUUUGUUCGCAAUCGGACCUUGCUCUUGCCCUGAGCUCGUUGGCCAGCUUUGCAAAGGACAAGCAGGGGCAACGCGAAGAUGGAACGGAGAGCAUCGUCAUCACCAAUUCCGAGGGUGAAGAGGUUAAGCCGAACGGGAAGGGCAAAGGUGAAGACAGCUUGGAAAGCCGCAGCGCCGAUUCUUCUCUGCCAUCAGAGAAAAUCCAGGGCGCUUCUCGGAACACUGUGAAUGAUCUAGCUAGCGGACAGGAAUCUGUGGGAGUGGUCGGACAGACCUCUGGGCUUGUUCAGCACCAGCUGUCCACAAACGUUGAAGUGGAUCGAGAAAUGAAGGCGUCUUUGGACAAGACCACUAGCGAACAGGGACCCAUGAUGACUCCUCUCGAGGAGACAACGAAGGGAAAGACGGCCAAUCCAACGAAACGUGGCUGCAAGAGAGGACCAAGGGGCCCAUACAGGAAAACCCGAGAACGGCUUGCGAAGCUAGCUGAGGAAGCGAAUGCCGGUACGGUCAAGGCACCCUGA
This is a messenger RNA of Cladophialophora immunda, 2760 nucleotides long. RefSeq lists its product as uncharacterized. The transcript is spliced from 2 exons. Bases 1 to 2760 code for a protein of 919 amino acids. The record is from RefSeq and is a predicted model, not a curated record. NCBI's taxonomy places the organism in Eukaryota, Fungi, Ascomycota, Eurotiomycetes, Chaetothyriales, Herpotrichiellaceae.